AGCAUAUGUGUGGCGGGGCAGCAUGUGCGUUAAUCAAACAGAAGCGAGAGUUUGAAGACGGAUGGGCAGGAACAUCGAACGCGUCCAGACUUGGCACUAAGUAGCACGCCGUGACAUCACCAUUCGGACCAUUCGGCGAUGCAAUUGUUCGUAAACAUCUGGAAGCACGCGGCUUCUGCUAUCAUCCCUUUGCUGCCUUGCGCAUUGAAUCAACAAUAUGGCCGUGGUAGAGAACUGGCUGCCUCCGUCGCGUGAGAACUGGGAGUGGAUCAGCUAUGUCUGGCAGUUCUUCCCUCUAAUCACAGCUUUCCAAUGGGUCAUUGAUUGGUACCCCCAGGGCAAGACGUCUACAGAGGCAUGGUGGAAUGUACCGGGCAAGAUAGGAUGGGCGACGAUGGAGUCUGUAGGACCCAUUACACUGCUGUACAUAUUCUUCACGCUGCCGAAGAAGCAGGGCAUUGAAGAGCUGCCAUGGGGUAACUGGACGAUGGUCGGCUGCUUCGUUACACACUACGUCUACCGCGCCAUUAUAUCGCCGCUGUUCCUCAACCCUAGCAUGUCGCCCAUGAGCCCGCUCGUGUGCUUGAUGAUGCUCGCUUUCCAGGUCACCAACGCCACCUCGAUCGGCGGAUACCUCUCAGGCUACGGGCCAACGACUGUCAUCGACUGGCAAGGUCGCGCAGGGUGGAUGUUCCUAGGGCUUGUCAUCUGGUGCUGGGGACUGCUAGGCAACAUGUUUCACGACGACGACCUGCGCGAGAUCAGGCGAGCGGCAGAGCGUAGGCAGCGCAAAGACGCAGCCGAGCAGAACAAACCCAUCGAAGGUGUGGACAAGGUAUACAUGCUCCCAAAGAACGGGCUGUUCAAGUAUGUCUUAUACGCGCACUACUUCUGCGAAUGGAUUGAGUGGGCGGGCUGGUGGAUGAUUGGCGGCCUGAAUUGCCAGCCAGCCCGAACGUUCCUUAUCAACGAAGUCAGCACAAUGCUGCCUCGCGCGUUGCAGGGCAAGCGGUGGUAUGUGGAGAAGUUUGGCAAGGACAAGGUGGGAAACCGAAAGGCUGUGAUUCCAGGCCUGGUGUAGACUCGAGGUGUAGGCUAGAAGAACGGUACGCUAAUGUUUACAUGUGAAUUCAAUGACUGCUGUAUUAGCGGCAGCCGCUGGUUUAAGCGAGGGGUACGUGAAGGGUGCAAUCGAGUGCGGAGCACACUCAGCAUGACAGAGCGGAGGACGUAUGCGUACCAGGUAAUUCCUGCUCAUGUAUAGCAAAUUAUUUCGCGG
Molecule: messenger RNA, 1279 nt
Organism: Macroventuria anomochaeta
Lineage: Eukaryota; Fungi; Ascomycota; Dothideomycetes; Pleosporales; Didymellaceae
Product: 3-oxo-5-alpha-steroid 4-dehydrogenase-like protein
Exons: 3
Coding region: 218-1081 (287 amino acids)
Biological process (GO): steroid metabolic process
Cellular component (GO): membrane
Molecular function (GO): 3-oxo-5-alpha-steroid 4-dehydrogenase activity
Source: RefSeq, a predicted model, not a curated record